This is a messenger RNA of Poecilia latipinna (sailfin molly), 2149 nucleotides long. RefSeq lists its product as uncharacterized. The record is from RefSeq and is a predicted model, not a curated record. Lineage: Eukaryota; Metazoa; Chordata; Actinopteri; Cyprinodontiformes; Poeciliidae. Bases 852 to 1454 code for a protein of 200 amino acids. The transcript is spliced from 5 exons.
UGAGAAAACCGGUAACAAACAUUACAUUUUGAUGAGUGCCAUCAUCAAAAUCACUGAUACACAUGAACUAUGUUGGUCAAGGUUCCUUUUAUUUCGGCCACUUCUGAAAACAAAUACUCCUCUGAUGCGAGAUCAAAUGCAACAGCGGCACGGCUCAUCAUGCUUUUAUUUUGAAAUCCGACACGCAAACUGAAGCAGUCACGUGACCCAGGCAACGCGAGGCACAGUUUGUUGUCAGUCACGUGGUUUUCAGCAAGCCGAAGCGGGGCUUCAUCUGACACGCCCCCUUUUUACUCGGUACAUUCCUCGAAGCCCGGCUUCAGAUCACUGCUACUGAUUCAUGUGUUCCUGUGUUCUCUGAAUUCAGAUGCAAUUUAGGAUUUUUAGCUGGCUGGGUGAGUGCGCCUAUGCUGCAUGUUGAAGGCUUACGUUGUUCCGCUUCUGUUUAUUCCUGUUCUAAAAACAAGCUUCUGAAGAAAUCAGUCAACUACUUGUUAGGCAAUUCCUUCCUUUGAAUCAGCAAAGACAACAAGAGUAUUACAAGCAUGUCCAGUAUGCAUUAAGAUUGGCAUUUUUUUAUGGCAUGAGUGUUCGUUUGUCCAUUGUACUAGACAAUUUGAUCAGUCGAUCAUAUUUUGAUUUAAAAUCAGUGAGUGUUUGUUUUAUUUGUUUUAAGUAUUCUAGAUAGUAGUUCCAGGGGUCCAGAGCACAAAACUUAUCAGAUCUCUCCAUUCUCUCUGUAUGUAGUGGCUUGUCAGUGAUAGGAGUUCAGUCCUCCUAAGCAGAUAAAUGUUGAUCUUGUCAAAGAUUACUGAGAGCUGCUCAUCAACAGACUGGAAUAAUAAAGAAAGAUGGCAGCGGCUGUUGGACUGUGGCUGCUGUUACUCGGAGUCUCUCAGGGUCUCUCAGCUCACUGCGAUGCCAGAAAUAAUGGAACUCAAUGUAGCGGGACUUUGGGAGAAACUGUGUUUCUACGGCUGAUUCACAACGCGUCAGGAAUUAAAAUUGACUUGUUAAAGGGGAAUGUAAUAUUACUACAAUGGAGGAAAAAUAUAACAGUUGCAAAUGAAAUAAAAGACAGAUUUGAUUUUAUACCCGAUAAUGGAACAUUCAGGUUAAACGACCUGAAACACAACGACAGUGGUGAAUAUAAACUUACAGUGUUUGAUUCAAAUGGGAAGAGUACAGAAAACCGGACUCUUCAUUUGUCUGUUCAAGGCACUUCCUCAUUGACAACUGGACUUAUCACUUCAAGUAUUUGCGUUGUUUUACUUUUCUUCAUCAUUUUAAUAGUCAUCUAUGUAUGGAGGAAAAAGCAAAAACGCAAAGAAACUGAAGACCUUACCGAUUUAACCUACGCUGUUGUCACAACAGUGCAGAAGCCAGCGAGGAGGCCAGAUAAGCAAAAAGAGGAAGAGGAGGUGGAGUACGGCCAGAUCAAGUCUGCAGGCUGAUUUCUGCUCUUUAAAACCGACAUCAUGAACUGAAUGUCAGUUCAAAUAAUGUAAAAUGUUCUGAGGACAGACGGAUGAAGAAGUUGGAAUCUCCUUUUAUUGUUAUUCUACAUUAGAAAAGCUUACAAACCAUUAAAGCUCAAAGUGCUGGAUGUCUGCUGUUUGCCACAAAUGUAUUUGAUCAUGGUGAAGUUUAAUUUGUUGAUGCUCUGCACUGAUGUCACCUAAAAUACUUGAAACAAGACGAUUUCAAAGUAGUUUUGCUAAUUGGGGAAACUGUGUAGGUUAGGUUUGGUUAGGUUUCUUUAGCACAAAAUAAUCAAAAAUAUUUUUGGACAGUCACAAUGAGGAUGCUAUAGAGUACUGUAAACCAAUAUAUACUGUGUUACUGAGAUGUUGUAUUGUAAACAGUUUAUUGUCUUUUUAUUGUUCAAUGUACAUUCGCUUUUUGAACUAAAAAAAAGAAAUGUUCCUACUCAGUUGCACAUCGCUUUGAUCAUAAGUUUAACGUGUUUCUAUUUUUGAUAACUUCACAGUAUUUUUUUUAUUUUAAAAUCUUGAACAAUGUGUUCUUGCCGUCUUGGCUUUUAAAAUAUUUUUUAACACUUUUUGAUAUUUUCUGUGAACCUACAUAUGAUACUGGUAUUGGACCUGAAUUUCUCCACUGUGAGAAAAUAAAUGCUAUAUUUAUAACA